Messenger RNA from Pyricularia oryzae 70-15, 2838 nucleotides. RefSeq lists its product as uncharacterized. The coding region runs from base 1 to 2838 and encodes 945 amino acids. The transcript is spliced from 3 exons. NCBI's taxonomy places the organism in Eukaryota, Fungi, Ascomycota, Sordariomycetes, Magnaporthales, Pyriculariaceae. The record is from RefSeq and is a predicted model, not a curated record.
AUGACGCGACUAACAUCGCUCCUCGUAGCCUUGGGUGGCCUUCUCAGCUCAUCGCCGGUCGCAUCGGCACAGCUUGCAGGAGCCAACUCCACAUCAGGGUCAGAAACCGUCCACGUAGGCUGGCUCGACGGAAAAGCACCCUCGAUCUUCGCAGGGGCGACCUUUGGCCUCCCUUGGCCCCGGGGAAAGUACCGUCCCGGCACCGCAAGCUUUACGACGACAGACGACGGGUCGGAGCUCCAGUCGUGGGGGACGGCCUAUUGGCCCGAUGGCUCCUACAAGUGGACCGCACACGCCGUGCCCGCGUCCUCGACCCCGCCGGCCGACGGCUACAGCGUGGUUGCGUCCGGGGGCGGGUCGCCAGGGAAUUAUACCAGCAGAAACAAGCACAGACGACGUCAGGAUGGGCCUGCAGGGCUGGUGACUUCCAACACGGACGAUGUGGUAACGGUCGACACGGGCAAGAUGUCUGUUUCGUUCCCGAAACGAGGUGGAGUGGUUGUGAGCGAGCUGCGCUCUUCGGGCGGCAAGACAGUAGGGAGAAACGGGCGCCUGGUGCUGCACUCGCAGUCGGGGGUUCUGGAGGACAUUGACCAGGCGGCAGAGGGUGAAGCCGUCCAGCACUUUGCCUUCCAGAGCACCGUGGAAAACGUCACAGUCAGCGAGGAGUCCUCCUCGACCCGCGCCCUCGUUACCGUGCGCGGCAAACACGCAGCCACCGCCGGCUCGCACCAACCAUGGCUCCCCUUCAUCCUCCGAUUCUAUCUGUACCGCGGCGCCGACACCAUGCGCAUCGUGCACAGCAUCGUCUACGACGGCGACGCCAGCACCGACUUCAUCAGGGGCGUGGGCGUCCGCUUCGACGUGCCCCUGGCCGGCGAAGAGCUGUACGAUCGCCACGUCCGCCUCUCGGGGGUCGACGGCGGGCUGAUGGCCGAGGGAGUCAAGGGACUGACGGGUCUCCGUCGCGACCCCGGCGCCGCGGUCAAGGCGGCGCAGGUGGGCGGGCAAAAGACGCCGCCGACCGAGACGUGGGACGCGCGCGUCACCAGCCGGCUGCACUGGAUCCCGGCCUGGAACGACUUUAGCCUCGCGCAGCUGUCGCCCGACGGGUUCACGGUCAAGAAGCGCACCGAGGCCGGGCAGAGCUGGGUGCACGCGAGCGGCGGCACCAGGUCGGGCGGCCUGGCGUACCUUGGAGGGGCGACCAGGGGCGGGCUGGGGUUGGGGCUGCGGCACUUUUGGAAGCGGCACCCGACAGGGCUGGAUGUUCGCAACGCGGCCACGGACCAAGGGCAGCUGACGCUGUGGAUCUACAGCCCCGAGGCGCAGCCGCUCGAUCUGCGGCCGUUUCACGACGGGUUGGGCCAAAAGACCUAUGCCGACCAGCUCGACGCGCUCGAGAUCACCUACGAGGACUGGGAGGAGGGCUACGACAUCCCCACUGGGAUAGCGAGGACGAACGAGGUCUUUGUCACGGCGUUCGACACCACCCCCUCUGCCCAGACGCUGGCGGAUUUGGCCGACCAUAUCGACAACCCGCCCGUCUUGACAGCCGCACCCGAAACGUACCAUGCAUCGGGCGCCCUCGGCACUUAUUGGUCGCUACCGGGCCAAGGCGGCAUUGGAAACCCCGAGGCAGCAGCCACAAUUGAGAAGAACCUCGACUUUAUGUUUAAAUUCUACCAGGAGCAGGUUGAGCAGCGACGGUGGUAUGGCUUUUUGGACCAUGGCGAUUUUAUGCACACCUAUGACGCUGACAGACACACGUGGCGCUACGAUGUUGGUGGUUACGGAUGGGAUAAUUCAGAACUCUCACCAGACAUCUUCUUCUGGCAACAGUUCCUCCGCACCGGGCGCGCCGACGUCUACCGCUUCGCAGAGGCCCUGACGCGCCACACGGGCGAAGUGGACGUGUACCACAGCGGCAAGUGGAAGGGUCUGGGGACGCGGCACGGCGUGCAGCACUGGAGCGACAGCGCCAAGCAGGCGCGCAUCUCGACGCCGCAGUACCGCAAGGUCUUUUACUACGUCUCGGGCGGCGACGAGCGCGUGGGCGAGCUCAUGGAGGAGACGCUGGACGCGGCCCGGACCUUUACCUUUUUGGACCCGCGCCGCAAGGUCCGCAACGACGGCUUCAAACCCUCCGAGACGGCCGCCGACAUCGGCCUGGGAACCGACUGGGGCGCGCUCGCGGCGGGCUGGCUGAUCGAGGUCGAGAGGCGGGGCCCGCGUCGGGACGAGGCCAUGGCCAGGCUCGACAGGACCAUGUCGGGCAUCGGGCGGCUCAGGUUCGGCUUCGUGACGGGCCAGGCCGUGUUCAAUCCCCAGACGGGCGACCUGGGACCGCCGCCCCAAGACCCGCUCAACAACGGAUCCAUCGGCAUCUCGCACCUCUCCUCCGUCUUUGGCCUGGUCGAGGUCAUCCACGAAAUCACCGAGCACCUCGGCGGUCCGGACAAGCUGCCGCCCGCAUUCGACGCCGCCUGGCUCGACUACUGCCGAUACUACAGCGCCUCCGCCGACGAGCAGCGCGCAAAGUACGGCGCCGCCUUCUCCGGCACCAGUCUGAAGCAGGGCCACUCGCGCCUGACGGCCUACGUGGCCAACCGCACGCGCGACGACGCGCUCGCCCGGCGCGCCUGGGCAGAGUUUUACGGCAACGACGGCCUGAGAGCGUCGCUGCCGUGGGCCAGCGUGUCGGUGAACAAGACGGAUUUCAUUGGCCCCGCCGUCGAGGCGCCGUGGUUCAGCACCAACGAUCUAGGCCUCUAUGGUCCUGCAGCUAUUGAGAAUCUGCAGUUGGUGCCCGGUGCUUUGACUGGUCCACCGAAUUAG